Molecule: messenger RNA, 2530 nt
Organism: Psylliodes chrysocephalus
Lineage: Eukaryota; Metazoa; Arthropoda; Insecta; Coleoptera; Chrysomelidae
Source: the annotation of a GenBank genome assembly
AUGUCAAACACGGUAUACCGGCUUUACGUCGCUCGUUUUCAGGUUUCUGAGCAAGUAAACAAUGUUGAUAGUGAAACUGAUACCACAAAGCAGCGCAUAGAUGAUGCCUACAAAGUUUUUAAAAAGUUUUCUGAAGUGGACUCAGAUUCUGAUGAAUGUGAUUUAUAUGGCGAAAUUUUGGCAGAAAAACUAAGAGCUUUGGAUGAACCUACAAGGGAAACUGCUAUGCUCCAAAUAUAUCAUUUAAUGUUUUCUAUUAAACACGGUAGGGAUCCGAGCCACGCUUAUCCCCAACGAAAUUAUUCUUUUCAGCAUCGUUCAUCAGCUAAUCAAAACCUGCCAUGUUUUUAUUAUCAGCCAUUAUCCAAUUCCCAUUCACAAACAAAUGCAUCAUUCACGCCAUCGCCGUUAACAUCACCAUCAGUAUCACCUCACUAUCAGCCAACAUUCAAUUCUCAACCAAAUUCAUCAUUCACGCCAUCGCCGUUAACAUCACCAUCAGUAUCACCAUACGUAUCACCAUACUAUCAGCCAACAUUCAAUUCUCAACCAAAUUCAUUAUUCACGCCAUCGCCGUUGACAUAUCAGCCCCCAUUCAAUUCCCAUUCUCAACCAAAUGCAUCAUCAUUAACGCCAUCGCCGUUGACAUCACCGGUAUCACCACAUUAUCAGCCACCAGCUACCUCGAGUGAUUCAGAGUUAUCACACCGAUUAACUUCAAGCGAAUAUGACGAAAACAAUUACAAUCCGACGUUUGAAAACAUAGUUACUAUAAUGAAUAGAAAAAGAAGACUAAUACAGAGAAAUUGCGGAGAUCCUGAUUGGACUGAUACAGAGAGUAACAGUGUAAUUAGCGCUGAAAAUGAAACAGAGGAAACGGGAUUACUUUCGGAAACAGGCUCAGAUUUGGAAAUAGAGGAAGGAGACUUAGUUUCCCCUUUAGAAAAUUUAGCAAACCCAACAAGGGAAGUUUUAUGGUCUCCAGUAUUGCCUACAAUAGUGUUUGUUAUGUGUUUUGUUGUCACAAAUAUGGAGUACGAAAGACAAAAUCCAGCAAACAAUAAUAAAAUUCCUGAAAGAAAGAAGCCAAAAACGAACAAAAGAACAUUGGAUAAAAUAGCCAGAGUUAAAGGUGAACCUUUUUCUAAUUAUAAAGGGAUAGCUAAGCCAGCUAGAUUUACUGGGCCAGAUUGCAGAUGUGCUCGAUUAAAAUGUUUUGAGAAGAUUUUAGAGGACACAAGAAAUGCCACUUUAACAAAAUUUAACAUGCUGGAAUCUAAAGAUGCCCAGGACAGUCAUCUUGCUGUUAAAAUGGAACGUUCUUGGGACAUUGUCGUAUGGACAGAAGAAAAUGCAAUUGAUUAUGUUCCUACUUCUUGGGCAAAUAACACAAAAACGAUGUACAAAUAUCCUUUGGGUAAAAAUAGCCUUAAAAUUAAAAAACUUCUUGAUAGUGGUAAACCUUUGAAUGAUGAAAAUUUUCAUUGGCUGGAAGCUGUAUGUAAAGCAGAAUCAGUUAAAGAUUUGCAAAUGGCAAAAGAUAUGUGUGAUCGAGGACAAGAUACUUCGAACUUUGAACUUACUGAAUCAGAAAAUGGUCGUAAACAUAGAAAACCAAAACGAAAUUCAAGAAUCCUUAAAUGUUUGUCAGAUUCAAAUUCCUCAGAAGAUUCUCUACCUUUACCUAGAGGACAGAACUUAAUCAGAAAAACAUUUUCAUCUCAGCCUGUAAUCUGUAAUAAACAAACAUUCAAUGCAAAUAAUAUACCUACCAAUAAUUCAAGUCAACAGAUGAGUUCUUCAGUUUCAAGAAAUUCCUGCACGGCAGUUUCAAGGAAUUGUCAGCCUAUUUCAAGAACUUCUACUCCUAUUUCUAUAAAUUUUGAGCCUGAUGAUGUUUCAAGUCACACUCAAACAUUGACAAUCAACGAUGUAAAUUUGAUGCCUACUUCAUCUAAGGUGCAGCAGAUUUCUACAGAUUUAACCCCAAUACUGGAGGAACUGACAGAAAUAAAAUACCAUAUGAGGGAAACCAAAGCUGUUCUAUCUAGAAUGGAACAUUUCUUAAAUAGUUCAUCGAAUAAUCCUACAAAUGUUACCAUACCACAAACUUUAAAUGCCAUUUUGGAUUUACUUCCUUGCGAGACCAAGGAACAGUUGGAGAAAGUAGAUUCAUUAAUCCAUGAAUCUCGUUAUAUGAAAGAAUUGGUAAACUAUCUUUAUUUAGCCGGAGGAGACAAUCCUCAUAAAAGUGCUUACUUGGCAAUGCAGAAGCUUUUUGCUAGGCAACUGGCUGUAUACUACAGUGGUCAAGGAAAAAAAAAGAAAAUUCCUUUUUGCAAUAUGAAAUUGUAUGAAGCUGUUUUUGGUGCAAUUAGAAGGAGGCAUCCCAACGUUACUGAUGAAGGAAUAAAAAAAUCAGUCUCUCUAUUCUUGGCCACUGCCAAGUCGAGAUUAACAUCAAAGAAAAAUAAUGGAGUAGUAGUAGAUGAAAUGGAUUUGCCAGAUGAAACAGAUCAGUUUUAGAGGU